AUGUCCAACUCCAGCGGCAUCAAUGGCCCGGCGAUCUUUGUCGCGCAAUACAUCUCCGAUGAAGCCCCAUUUAACACCCUGGAAGGAAUCGCCGAGUGGGCCGCAGGCCUCGGGUAUAAGGGGAUCCAGAUCCCUGUUGAUGAACGACUCAUUGACAUCCAGAGGGCCGCAGACGACUUAUCAUACUGUUCUGCGCUUCUGGAGACUCUCAAACGCUAUGGCAUCCAACUUACUGAGCUAUCCACACAUCUUCAAGGACAGCUCAUUGCUGUUCAUCCGGCCUAUGAUAUUCUCUUCGACGGUUUUGCUCCACAAGACGUUCGCGGGGAUCCCUCGCGGCGCGAAGCAUGGGCACGCAAUAUCCUCUUUAUGGCAGCAAAAGCAUCAAAGAACUUGGGGUUGAGAGCUCAUGCAACGUUUAGCGGAGCACUAUUGUGGGCAUACAUGUAUCCAUGGCCACAGAGACCCCAGUCGUUGGUUGACAAAGGGUUCGACGAGCUCGCAGCGCGCUGGAAGCCGAUUCUGGACGCAUUUGAUGAAGCAGGCGUUGACCUCUGCUAUGAGAUCCACCCAGGAGAGGAUCUCCACGAUGGAGUAACAUUCGAACGGUUCCUGGAAGCCGUGAAUGGUCAUAAACGAGCUUGUAUUCUCUACGACCCCAGUCACUUCGUUUUACAACAACUCGACUACCUCAGUUUUGUGGACAUUUACCAUGAACGCAUUAAAAUCUUCCAUGUCAAAGACGCCGAGUUUGUUCCAAAUGGUCGCCAAGGUGUUUAUGGAGGAUAUGGCUCAUGGACAGAACGGGCGGGGCGCUUCAGAGCUCUCGGAGAUGGCCAAGUGCAAUUCAAGGGGAUUUUCACGCGACUAAUCCAACAUGGAUAUUGUGGAUGGGCUGUGCUUGAGUCUGAAUGUGCGUUUAAGGACAAGAUGGUGUGCGCGGAGGAGGGUGCGCCAUUUAUAGCGAACCACAUCUUUCCUCUUGCAAAAACAAGUUUCGAUGAUUUUGCUGGGUCCGGUAUCAAUGACUGUCAGGUUAGCCAGAUACUAGGAAUAUCCUAG
This is a messenger RNA of Penicillium riverlandense, 1062 nucleotides long. Its product is annotated as sugar phosphate isomerase/epimerase family protein. The record is from RefSeq and is a predicted model, not a curated record. Lineage: Eukaryota; Fungi; Ascomycota; Eurotiomycetes; Eurotiales; Aspergillaceae. The coding region runs from base 1 to 1062 and encodes 353 amino acids. The transcript has a single exon.